Messenger RNA from Trichoderma asperellum CBS 433.97, 768 nucleotides. Lineage: Eukaryota; Fungi; Ascomycota; Sordariomycetes; Hypocreales; Hypocreaceae. The record is from RefSeq and is a predicted model, not a curated record.
UGCCUGUAAUUUUACUCUUUUUCGGGAAAGGCCGACAUGGAAGAUGGUCGGUAUCCUCUUUCUAUUUUGGUGUAUUUGCAUCUGUGGCGUUGGGAUCGAAACCAGUGGCCAGCACAGAGGGCAUGCAUUGAUACAUGGCGUAUUGCCGCGAGGGAGGAAGGAUGAUAUAUGCAUUUUUUCCUACUCUUUUUCCCUCUCUCUCUCUCUCUCUCUUUUCUACUAUCUGUUCUGUUCUGUUCUGUUCUUUAUAUAUAUACCAUUGUAUACGGGAGAUAUACACGCUGUAUAUAGCCGAUGAAAGAGAAGGAGAGAGGUUCGGGUUGAUAUCGGAGAUUGCAUUUGCAUACGGAGCUGCAGAGAACGUGGAUGAUCUACAGCUGGGGAGCGGAAUUAAUACCGGCAUCAUCAUCAUUACGACGGAGACCUACCUGAAUAUGUAUCUACUAAAUAUUGAUAUACGACACAACACAAACCUAGUUCAAAUCAACAACAAGGUCCUCGGAAUUGAAUCUUUUGCAUUGUGCUCCCCCUGGUCUGUGUCGUAAGCGGCCCCGAACGGUCAGCUUACACGCGCACUGCAUUGGGCAAGAUUGAGAGACGUAGGGAUUUGAUAGGCGAGGGGCGAAAAAGGAGGGGCGCCGCCCUACGAAUAUUUAUAUCCUUUCAGAGGGGCGAAUGAAUACUGAAAGACAUGCUGCGUUGUACGGAAGGUGGGUGUUUUUUUCCCCCCUUGUCGACUGCUGCUCUGGUAUUAUUCCUGGUUCGUCU